ACUCCAUGCUGAGCACCAAGCCCCACACCUCCACACGGUGCUCAUUCACACUAUGCUUAAAUCAUGACUGACCCAAAACCAAGAGUUGGCUCUAAACCAACUGAUCUGCCCAAGGUGCCCCUUGGGAAAGAUUGUUUUGAACUUGGUAAAAUUCGAGGGGAAGUUUGGUUAAUAAGAUCUAAAUGUUUGCAAACCACUGUUUUAAAACUCUAACCAUAGUUGGAACCCGUAAGUGCUCAGUAUAUCUGAGAUUCACCUAAACUGAAGUAGGCAGGAAUCUGUAGGCCAGAGUCCUUUUCUAAAUAUAUAUACUAUUAUAAUGCUUUUGUUAGAUCAUGCUGUGGUAAUCAUUCCGAAUUCUUGGCGGCUUUGAACUAUAAGCCUUUCUUUCUUUCUCACGUUACAUGUUGCCUGUGAGUUACCGUGGAUUGGCUGCCGUAGCUGGGACUCUGCGUGUGUCUUUGUCCCAGGAUCCAGUCUGAAGAAGCAGCACUAACCUAGGAUGUGCCAGUCUCACGACCGAGGGAAAGGAGACAGAGCUGAGCCUCUUUCUGCUUAUCCAGUCCCUCUGUGGAACUUCUAAACACCUUUUAUUAGUAGAAACAUUAUUUCCUACAAAAUGAAGUCAACAUCUUAAUUUAAACCAGCAUUUGUGUGGUUCUGAUUUACCUACAAUGGUUCAUAAAGCUUGAGAUCUCAGGAGUACAGGGUCUUUUGCGAUGACAAUAUGACUAAUAGCAAAGGAAGAUCUAUUACUAAUAACACAAGUAGUGGUCCAAGUAGUGGAGGAGGUUUAGUAGACUGGACUUUACGCUUAAAUACAAUUCAAUCUGAUAAGUUUUUAAACUUGUUGUUGAGUAUGGUUCCAGUAAUUUAUCAGAAAAACCAGGAAGAUAGGCAUAAGAAAGCAAAUGGCGUUUGGCAAGAUGGAUUAUCAACAGCAGCACAGACUUUUAGCAAUCGAUCUGAGCAGCACAUGGAGUUCCACAGUUUCUCAGAGCAGCCUUUUCAUGGCAAUAAUGGGCACACACCUGCAAGCUGUAGCCCCAAGUAUGAGGACUAUGCCGACUACAAUUACUGUGAUGGAAGGGGCACUGCAGAAGCUGCUGCCAUGUUGCAGAAUGAAGAUGCAUCUAGUGAUGGGGAUGAAGACGCCAUUGUGGAGGCAAACCAGAAAUCCCCCAAGGAAUCCAGCGGUGUCAUGGCGCUGCAAAUACUGGUACCAUUUCUGCUAGCUGGCUUUGGAACAGUGUCAGCUGGCAUGGUUUUGGAUAUAGUCCAGCACUGGGAGGUAUUCAGAAAGGUAACAGAAGUUUUCAUUUUAGUUCCUGCACUUCUUGGUCUCAAAGGGAACUUGGAAAUGACAUUGGCAUCCAGAUUAUCCACUGCAGUAAAUAUUGGGAAGAUGGAUUCACCCAUUGAAAAGUGGAACCUCAUAAUUGGCAACUUGGCUUUAAAGCAGGUUCAAGCGACAGUGGUUGGUUUUCUAGCAGCUGUGGCGGCGGUUAUCCUGGGCUGGAUUCCGGAGGGGAAGUACUACCUCGACCAUUCCAUACUUCUGUGUUCCAGCAGUGUAGCCACUGCUUUCAUUGCGUCUCUUCUACAAGGAAUAAUAAUGGUUGGGGUUAUCGUUGGUUCAAAGAAGACUGGCAUAAAUCCUGAUAAUGUUGCUACCCCCAUUGCCGCUAGUUUUGGCGACCUCAUAACUCUUGCCAUAUUAGCCUGGAUAAGUCAGGGUUUGUACUCCUGUCUUGACAACUAUUACUACAUUUCUCCAUUAGUUGGUGUCUUUUUCUUGGCUCUAACUCCUAUCUGGAUUAUAAUAGCUGCCAAACAUCCAGCCACAAGGACAGUUCUCCACUCAGGCUGGGAGCCUGUCAUAACAGCUAUGGUUAUAAGUAGCAUUGGGGGCCUUAUUCUGGACACAACCGUAUCUGAUCCAAACUUGGUUGGGAUUGUUGUUUACACGCCAGUUAUUAAUGGUAUUGGUGGUAAUUUGGUGGCCAUUCAGGCUAGCAGGAUUUCUACCUACCUCCAUUUACAUAGCAUUCCAGGAGAACUGCCUGAUGAACCCAAAGGUUGUUACUACCCAUUUAGAACUUUUUUUGGUCCAGGAGUGAAUAAUAAGUCUGCUCAGGUUCUCCUGCUUCUCGUGAUUCCCGGACAUUUAAUUUUCCUCUACACUAUUCACUUGAUGAAAAGUGGUCACACUUCUUUAACUGUGAUCUUCAUAGUGGUGUACUUACUUGCUGCUGUACUACAGGUGUUUACCUUGCUGUGGAUUGCUGACUGGAUGGUCCGUCACUUCUGGAGGAAAGGGAAGGACCCGGAUAGCUUCUCCAUCCCCUAUCUGACGGCAUUGGGUGACCUGCUUGGGACAGCUCUUUUAGCCUUAAGUUUUCAUUUUCUUUGGCUUAUUGGAGAUCGAGAUGGGGACGUUGGAGACUAAUAAAUCCUACAAACUGUUCUCAAGUCCCAACGAGGAAAACACAAGACAACCACUUAUGACUCUUUUUCAAAAAUCUUAAAUCAGUAGUUGACUUCUACCAGGGUAAUCUUUAGUUGGCCCUGAUUCAAUUAAAUGGCCUUAACAUUUUUUUAAGGAAUUUGUGUUAAAACCAGAAUGAACAGUAUUUGUGCUGCUUUUCGUAGAAUAAAUGGUAAUUUGACAUAGAUGUAGACACACGCUCAAGCUCUGAAAUUAAUUAAAUAGGAAAGAAUAUAAGAUGUUUACAGUGAAUAAUUUAAAAAUCACUGAUGUAGCAGAAAUGUAAUUUAUUAUUGUUUAACUUAAUAAUGCCAGGUUUGAGGAAACUGAGUUCUCCUUCAGCCUGUCUUGUCUCAAAGAUGUGUUGUCCUGCAUAUCCUACUAUAAAAUGAAAAGGACCAAAACCAAGCCUUUAAUAGUUUUAACUAUGCCCAUCUCUCUGCUAGCUGAGGAUAAAUGAUCAGCUAUUAGCUCCCAACCUGACUUAAAUAUGUUCUGCUGAGCACAAGAUAAACUUACUUUUCCCUGUGCCAGUGUGAAUUUAACUUCAGCUCUGUAAGGUCUUGGCAGGCUAGCCUUGAAACACAGAAUGACCUCGAGAGAUAAAGAAAGCAGUGGGUCAUAUUUAACCAUUGUUUCAGUGAAAGAAUUUUGAUCUUUCUAAGAAGACUGAAUAGUCAAAACCAGAAGAUAAACUGGGCUGCAUUUAUAGGGACAGGAUGGUGUAAGAAAUUGUGUGUGUGUGUGUUGUGUGUGUGUGUGUGUAUGUGUGUGUGAGAGAGAGAGAAAGAAAGAGAGAGACGAACAGAGAGAAGGCAGAAGUGUUGGACAAAGAACAAAAUCUUGGAUGGUUGAUAGUAAAGAUUAUAGUGCUAUAGAAAUACUAACUUUAUGUAAUUAUUCUUAAACACAUUUUAUUGAUAUGCUUUUAUCAUUUGGUCUGCAAAUUUUGCUACUCUCCAGGAUUUACUAUUUAUUACCUGUAUUGUAAUUUUUUCUUAUGAAAAAAACUACCAUUUAAUAUCACCAUGAUUUUAUUGUAAGAUUUCGAAUGAGCAAGUGAUCCAUUUGCUCUUUUGAAGACAUUUGUUGGAACAUUUAGGCUUACUGUUUUAAGAGAGAAGUUGGUGGGUUACCUUAGUGGUUGGUCAUCUCUGUACAUAUCACCUGUUUGCACAGGCUUAUCUCUACUCUGUCAUAUACAGUGCUAUGUUUCCUAUAUAUUUUUCUAAAUCUCUGACCUAUAUUCCUAAACUUGGCCAACGCUUUAGUUAUUCAGUAGGUCAGCAUUUUUAUAUCACAUAUUGUUCAUUUAAAAAAAUGCUGUAGAGUCUCUCAAGACCAUCAGAUAUCUAAUAAUUGAACUGGUAAGGGGAAACAUGUACAUUAACGUUGAUCAUUAUGGUUUAAGUUGGGAGUUAGGGUUAACAUAUAAAUAGUAUAUUGUUUAUAAACAUAAUGGGGGACGUAUUCCUCUUACAUUCUUUAAAAUAAGGGGACUGUGGUAUAGAGUUAUAUAUUUUUGCUUAUUUUAAAACUUUAAUUAUUCUACUCUUCUGCCUUAUAAUGAAUCUUCCAAGGCAGAGAACUGAACUAAUUAUAGACUUUCUCCUUUGGAGAGUUAUAAUGUCAAAUAGUGAACAUUCUUUUAAAAGAAAGAACGAUUAAGUCAAUGAAUAUGUAGCUGCAAAGAGUUUUUUUUUCUUUAAAAAAAUCCAUAAAUAAUUUCUUUGAUUUUUAUUGUAAAGCAUUUGUAAAUUACUUAUUUACAUUUGGGCUGUAUGAUUCAUAAGCGUUUCUGUUUGCCGAUAGAUUUCUAUCUUGAUUUAUAAUAUAAAAAAGUGUCCAGCAAACUACAUUUUUAAAGCAUUUACCAUCAUCUUUAGUGCAUUACCUAUUCUGAAACACACUCAAAUACACUGUAUUAUAUAGUACUCACAACGGCACCUGUGAACCAGAUCAGGGAGAGAUUCUUAUCUGUAUUUUGCGCCAGAAGAAACUGAAGUGCAGAGAAGUUACGCUUCUAACGUUGCCUGGGUGUGAAAGUGCCAAAAUCAUGACUAAAAUCUGGGUCUCUGGUCUCCUGAGCCAAUUACUCUUUCUAUGACCCACCCCCCCAGGGGUGCCGAGAGUACCUAACUCAUUAACUGACAGAAAAUAGGCUGGAGCAUCAGGAUUUUCUAAAGUAGAAUAGAAUAUUGCCGCAUCUUUUAGUGUUCAGACAAGGAAACCUCCAUCUAAUAUGUCUUAAUGGUAAGUGUAGCCCAACUCUAAAUUAUUCAUGUUCUAAGACCAAGGAAAACACAGAUAAAUGAAGACUUCAGAAUAAAAACUAAUGCCUAAUUUCAUUGAACAUUUAGUGGCCACCACCUUCCCUGAUUUAACAUUUUCCAUAGAUGCUAAUAAGUAACUAGCGUGGCUGAUUUGAGUUCUGUCUCCUUUUUCUUUUGCUACCCAACCUUCACUAUAGCAACAAAAAGUCUAAAAGGCAUGUGUGUCAUAAGGAAAAAUAAAGACAUGGAAAAAUCAGUUACCAAUUAGCUCAGUUAAUUUAUAAAAGGGAUAUAGAGUCCUUUAAUAAAAAGCUUUUGACUGGUUUUCUGAAAGCCUUUACAUAAGUAUGCAACUAAUAAGAGACUUAUUUACCCAUGAAAUAAUUUAUUAUCAGUCUUAUAUAAUGUAAAUUGACAGUAUUUAUUUUUAUACAACAUAAAAACUCCUCUCCAAACAUCUUCCUUUCACUAAUUUAUCAGACACUUUAUUUAUAUAGAGAUCAUCUUUUUAAAAACAUAUUUUUAUUCUUGCUCACUAACCUUUUUUUUUCCUUUAAAAAAUAAAGUUUAGAAGCUGAUACAAUGGGAACUUAUGGUCAUGUCUCUUCUGGGAGACAUCAAAAGUUUCCCUGUCAUACACUAUCAGUGAUGUAGCCAAAUGAACUACAUUCUAAGAAGUCUUUCAGUAAUCGGGCUUCCUUGCCUUACAAUGUAUCUGUGGUAUCCUAUACCCAUUUAUAAUGGGCAUCUGCUGUCUUUGAAUUGUUGUAAACUCAAAUAAGAAUAAAAUGUAAGAAAUACA
This is a messenger RNA of Mustela erminea (ermine), 5563 nucleotides long. It is a transcript of the gene SLC41A2, whose product is annotated as solute carrier family 41 member 2. Gene Ontology annotation, biological process: monoatomic cation transport. NCBI's taxonomy places the organism in Eukaryota, Metazoa, Chordata, Mammalia, Carnivora, Mustelidae. Gene Ontology annotation, cellular component: plasma membrane. Gene Ontology annotation, molecular function: monoatomic cation transmembrane transporter activity. The transcript is spliced from 11 exons. The coding region runs from base 728 to 2449 and encodes 573 amino acids. The record is from RefSeq and is a predicted model, not a curated record.